Messenger RNA from Stylonychia lemnae, 1056 nucleotides. The record is from the annotation of a GenBank genome assembly. Lineage: Eukaryota; Ciliophora; Spirotrichea; Sporadotrichida; Oxytrichidae.
AUGAAUUUAAAGAAGUUGCUUUUUGGGUUGCCGUCACUUCUAUCCGUGGCUUUCACCCUAUUUAUCUGCUACAUAUUUUACUUUAACUUCAUCCCCCUCCAAGUCAAAAAGCAUGGACUUGCUUCUGCAUGGAUUUUAGGCGUGAUUCAUACUUUUCUCGCAAUCAUGACGUUAUGGUCUUUAUUUAAGACAAUGUUGUCUGAUCCUGGGAACUACAUGCAAGUUGUUCAAAAACUAAAUAAGAAGCAUUACGAACGCAAUAAUCUGAUUUCUCUCCCGAGCAAUGACUUGGAAUCGUCCACUCAGAUUAAUAAUGACAUUAAUGAUCAUUCCUCAGAUUCAACAGACGAACUUGACCAGACUCAUGGAGGUAGUUCUUAACUAGAUUUUGAUGAGUCUAUUGAAACUGUCAACACUUCAACCUCAUCUGCCAAUUAGACUGUAGAGUAGAGAUCUCAUAGAAGCAAAAUAGCACCUAAGGUAGAUGAAAAGUGGCAAGAUUAAGAGGACUAAAUAGAUUAAAUGUUCAGCGAGGGCUGCAGAAGUUUUAUCAGAUUCAGAUAUUGCCACAAGUGCAAGUAAGUCAAGCCACCAAGAACACAUCACUGCUCAGUUUGCAACUAAUGCGUGAUGCGAAUGGAUCAUCACUGCCCAUGGGUGGGAAACUGCGUAGGAGUAAAUAAUCACAAGUAUUUCUAUAACUUCCUGUUCUACUCCUUUUUGGGCACCUCUCAUGCCUUUAUCGCCUUAUUUUGUGCCAAAAAUAGCAUCAAUGAAUUCCAAAGAGAUAUAUUAUACAUGCUCGCAGGAGUUAUAUCACUUGCCUUCUCAAUAUCUAUUGGAAUUCUAUUUGCCACUCACACCUUUAUCUUAAUGAAAAACUACAGUACAAUAGAAAUGGGUGGAUUAAUGCCUAAAAAUCCAUUUUCAAAGGGUAGCAUAAGAGCUAACUUAGAAUAUACUCUUGGGAAGGAUUGGAGAUACUGGUUUAUUCCAAUAGAGUCUCCUCAAAGAGCCUGCGACGGUUACAAUCACAGCGUCGUCCCGAGUUAUUGA